Zasmidium cellare ATCC 36951 is the source of this 4068-nucleotide messenger RNA. RefSeq lists its product as uncharacterized. The coding region runs from base 1 to 4068 and encodes 1355 amino acids. The record is from RefSeq and is a predicted model, not a curated record. The transcript has a single exon. NCBI's taxonomy places the organism in Eukaryota, Fungi, Ascomycota, Dothideomycetes, Mycosphaerellales, Mycosphaerellaceae.
AUGCCUGCUCAACGCCCCCGCGCAUCGUUCGAACCCAUCGCUCCUGACUUUGACUUGAAGGCCUUGGUCGAGUCAACGCCGAACUUCAGCUAUGUCGACCGUAUUUCAUGCGACAUGAUCGAUCAGCAGGGCAUGCAGGCAUUUGAGAAGCUAGUCACCUUGCAUGUGAUCAUUGGUGGGAAGCCUCUGGUCAUCGACGGAUUCGAAGAUAGGCUCGAUCCGUGGACAUUCUCGCCGAAAUGGCUGCGCGACAACUGUGGAGAACAAGUCGAGAGUGCUCGAAAUCUCACCGCAAAGGACAACAUCCCGUUGACAACGGCUCACUAUCUGAACAACAUGGGCUUGCUCACAAACCAGUUCUUCGACAAACCUGGAGCGUACCGAGAGAAAGGACGCCAGAGAGUUUACCUAAAAGACAUCGACUGUCAUGAUGUUUGGUGGGACAAACUGAAGGACCACCUGCCACCCGCUGUGACCUACCUCAACGACAGCACGGGCGAGGUUGGAGGGCCCGGUGCUGUACCGGACACUACCGGCGCUGUUCCAGGCAGAAGGCUUGGGAAGGGCAUCGCAAGAGCUGGAGAUCUAAUGAGCUCGCUUCCACCGGACAUGCGCGCACAGAACCUGAUGUGUUAUAUUGGACAUGAAGGUACAUAUACACCAGCGCAUCGAGAAAUGUGUGCGUCACUGGGUCAGAACAUUAUGGUGGAGGCUUCGAACACCGUGUCAGAUGACGGCAAAGCUGAGAAGCCGGGUUCAUCAAUCUGGUUCAUGACGGAAUCCAAGGAUCGACACUUGGUCUCUGAGUACUGGCUCAGCGUCCUUGGUCAUGACAUUGAAGUUGAAAACCAUUUCGCACAGGUUGUCGCCUGGAAGAAGGCGAACUUCAAUGUAUACGUUGUCGAGCAACGCCCCGGUGAUUUCAUCUUGAUUCCACCACUGGCACCUCAUCAGGUCUGGAACCGCGGCACACGGACAAUGAAAGUUGCGUGGAACCGCACGACGGUUGAGACAUUGGAGAUGGCAAUAAACGAAGCUCUUCCGCGUCAGCGCAUUGUGUGCCGUGAUGAGCAAUACAAGAACAAGGCUAUCAUCUACUACACCCUGCAAAAGUACGCUUCGUUGCUCACUCAGGCCCUUACACAGGCGCAACGCAUGCCACAGCACGAUGCUCAGCAGUUGCUCUACAGCGACAAGCUCAAGCAGCUGCGCAAGGAUUUCAAGCGUCUGUUCGCGAUGUACAAGCAAAUGCUUCUCGCCGAGAUGUUCAGUCCUGACGAUCGAGAUGCGCCCAAGUCACUGGAAUAUGUGCCAUUCGACUCGAACGUCACCUGCGCCUAUUGCCGAGGAAAUAUCUUCAACCGUUUCCUUACCUGCCCAACAUGCAAGGAUCUACUUGGUCACAACGCCGAGGAUGACGAUGGUGAUCCGUACGACGUCUGCAUGGACUGCUACGCUAUGGGACGGUCGUGCGCUUGCCUAAGUGGUCUCAGAUGGGUUGAGCAAUUCCGUUGGAAGGAGCUGGCAACCAAGUACGAGAAUUGGCGGAGACUCAUCAUCCAACUUGAUCAAGGACCAAACGAAAAGACGCCGCUGCCUCUUCUUGAGGAGAAGAAGAAGUACGGGAAGAAGACGCUCACUGAAGUGGUCAAAGAACAGCUCAAGCGCCGCCCCUUCAAAGACGUCAAGAAGCCGGCCGACGAACCCAAGGAUGACGAGGAGUCUGACGAGGAGAUCGUUGUUGGUGACGAUGGCACAGUCAAGAAAAUUACAAAGAAGAAGUCCAAAGCUUGGCUGAAGAAUAAUCAACCAUGCCACGUGUGCUGCCAUCGUCAUCCAACUUGGAAGAUGGCCAAGUGCACGACAUGCGAGCGGUCCUGGUGCUAUGGCUCUCUGUUUCGAGGAUGGGACAAGAUGCCGAUCGAUAUCAUGGAAGACCAAGACUGGUCUUGCCCGCAUUGCAAGGGUAUCUGCUUUGCUGGCGCUUGCAGGCGUGAGGGCAAGAUGAAGCCAUACGAGCCGAAAGGCACUCUGCUUGGCCACGACACGAAGAAAGUCGCAGACGUGCGCAGCGUGGAGGCGCUUGUUGACUUUAGUGUCAGCAACCUUAAUUGGUUGAAGGACGAUGACCCAGUGGAUCGCACGCAGUCGAAGCGCUUUCAGAAGGCUCGUGCUGAAGCUGAAAAGAACAAGGAGAUCGAUCCAAGCAUGCAAGACGAGGACGACGAUCACAUCAAUGAGACGCAAGUUGAAAUGGAGUACUCGCCUGAUGACACGCCAAUCGACCCAGCUCUCGGCGGGCCCAUUCCAUCCAAUAGCCGCCGCCAUCAGCGCGAUAGCGAUACCCAGAUGAGUGGUGCUCUUCAGGAGUUCGACGAGGAGGACAUGGCUAGGAGGUUACAACAGGCUAAUUCGUCGUUGCCACCCCCGGCAGCCAUGGUGGCCGGUGCACCAGCUGGCCCCCAAGAUGGAUACGCGCCUUUGAACUCCGCCGGCUAUUCUGGCUAUGAUGUACCUGCUGCUCAGAUGUACCCAGACCCGGACGGCAACAACACCUAUCACUAUCUUGGGCAGCGCGAUGACGACAGCGCAGAACCAAAUGGAGAAGAACUGAGGCCUUUCAGAAAGCGGCAGAGAGAAGGCGACGAUGAAGAUGGCGACUUCGAGGACAUUGCCAUGUCCAAAGGCAAGAAAGCCAAGAAGCCUCGUCUUGCUGCUGCCGGCUUCCGCUCGUACGAUCUCGCCGAGUCUGCAGUUGGACCGAUGGCUAGCAAGGCCAAGAAUGAGGUCCAACGACAAUUUGAAAAGGAGAAGGAGCGCAAGGCGUUGGAGAAGGCGAAGUCAGAGGGGCGAUUCAUCAUGCUCCAAGCUGCCAUCAAGGGCAAGAAGCGUAUUGUGAGGCUGCCAGUGCCAGGUGCACGACUGGCCCAGGUAGUUGCUGUGCAAGCAGCCAAGGCUGCUCUGACAGCCGCUGGUGGUGAGGGAGAAGACGCUGAUGCUGAACACGAAGUAAUCGACGCCCCACUGCGGAACGGCGAUGAUGACGACCCCGCAGGCUCGCUACUCAAGAGUGAUGUUGCGCCAAAGAAGAACUCAUCGCGGAGCUACGAGGACCGAGUUCGUGAGGGUAAAGUUGUUAGCGGUGCGACCAAGAAGGCGCUCAUUCCCGUGGAGAAGGAUGACAGCUACAGCUACCGAGCGCGUGAGCGACUACCGAAUGGAAAGCGUGUCGUGCGCCACUCUCUGCCAGCAACAGCGGCAAGCUCCAAAGGCAAGCGGAGGCAAGCAGCCACUGAGUACGAGGAAGUGGACAUUGGAUCUGGCGAAGAAGACGACGAUUUUGAAGAGUCUGGCUUCGUCGCAAUUAGUGGUGCACGGGCUGGCUCGUCAAAGAACCGUCGCUCCCUUCCAGGUUACCUGCAAAAGCGACACGCAGGUGAUGACGCCGACCUACCAGACCAGCUUCCUGAUGACUUCCGAGAUGGCGACCCAGGCGAACGUCGUCGUCAACAAGCAAAAGCAAGCCAAAAUGCUGCCAACCAGCAACUUCAACAGGAAGCAAGCGCUGCUCAGACAUCGUCGGCGCCAGGCAGGGAGAAGAGUUCAGUCGGUGGGAAGCGCCCAAGCAUGCGUCUGGCCGCAGCGGAUCCUAUCACCAUCGAAGAUGAUGAUGACGAUGACGACGAUGAAGACGCAGAUGAUGCCUCGGAGAUGCUGAGCCAAGCUGCGAGUGGCGCGUUCGCUCAUAGCAACGGCACAACGCCAGCGAGCAAGGGCAAAGUUGGCCGUCCACGAGGUCGUCCUAGGAAGAAUCCCGAUGGGCCAACGCCGUCAAAAGUGUCUGCUGCUCAGGCUGCUGCCCAACAAGCGCAGCGCAUGAUGGAGGAAGAGAAUCGACUUGCGAAGCUCCAAGCUCUUGAAAUGCUGGACGACGCACCAUUUGGGAAUUCGUUUGGGGGCCCUCGUGCCGGUGGUAACAUCAGCAUGGCCGAUGACGAUCUCUUUGGCGAUGAGAAUAGCGACGAUGAUGAGAUCGAUGUCGUCCCUGCGAGAGCUGGCAUGGUCUGA